AUGCCAGACCCAAACAAUCCGACUGAGGCGCCCCUCUCCACAAAAUCUCACGUCCUAGAGACCGCUGCCGCUGCAACCCAGAACUUCACACCAGUCAACCAGAUCUGCGCGCAUUUGCACGCCUUCCACGUCUACGCUGACGACCCCACACGCUGUGUCGAUGCGAACCAUUACUGUACGCAUUUGACAGAGGAUAUCCGCCAAUGCCUCAUCUACGACAGCCCGAACAAGGGCGCCCGGCUAAUCGGGGUCGAAUACAUGGUCUCCCCGCGCAUUUUCGACACUUUACCUUCUGAAGAGCGAAAGCUCUGGCAUACGCACACCUACGAAGUGAAAUCAGGUAUGCUGAUCAUGCCGACUCCGGCCGGUUUACCAAACGCAGCAUGGGAAGCUGCGGAGACGAGCGAAAUGCGCGACAUCAUCCCGCUCUACGGCAAGACGUAUCACCUUUGGCAGGUUGACCGUGGUGAUCCGGUCCCGCUAGGCGAGCCGAAGCUCAUGUUGAGCUUUACAGAUGAGGAGAAGGUGAAGAAUGCAGUACCCGGGGGGCUGGAUGAAUUGGUUAAGGAGCGAGAUCGAGCGUUUGGAGUAGAUACGAAGGUGAAGAGGGAGAAGAGGGCAGACAUUGAGGCUACAGAGAAACAUCCUGAGCCGGCAUGGGGUGGAACAAAGAUCACGCUCGAGUCAUGCUGA
This is a messenger RNA of Aspergillus nidulans FGSC A4, 693 nucleotides long. RefSeq names its product OBAP family protein. The transcript is spliced from 3 exons. The record is from RefSeq and is a predicted model, not a curated record. The coding region runs from base 1 to 693 and encodes 230 amino acids. Lineage: Eukaryota; Fungi; Ascomycota; Eurotiomycetes; Eurotiales; Aspergillaceae.